AUGAGAGCACCAAGGGAGCCCAAGGUCAAGCCGCCCAACAUUGAUGCCUAUGAUGGGACUACGGACCCAGACAUGCAUCUCUUAGUUUACAGACAUCACAUGUAUGUUCAAGGAACAACCGACUCAACUUGGUGUAAGUACUUUCCAGGAACAGUGAAAGGGGUAGCGUCUAAGUGGUUUGAGAGGCUCCCAGCUAGAACCAUUCGCUCCUUUUCGGAGCUUGAGUUAUUGUUUUCCACUCGGUUCAUGGCUCACAAAGAAGAUAAGAAAACGAGCAUGCACUUGAGUCGAAUUCAGCAAGGGAAAGACGAGUCUCUGAGAAGCUAUGUAAAAAGAUUCAACUUGGAGGCGGGGCAAAUCCCAGAUUUGCCGGAUGGUGUGGCAUUUGAUAACUUUAUCCGAGGGCUUAAGAAGGGCUCGUUCAAGUUUGAUCUGGUAAAGAAAAGUGUGCGAACCAUGGCCGAGGUGUUAGAUGAGGCCGAGGCCUUCAUUCACGCAACAGAAAUUUACAGCGUCCCAAAAGAUCCCAGGGGAAUUGAUACCGCUGAGCCGGCGGCAAAAAAAGGAAAAAUUUGA
Messenger RNA from Spinacia oleracea (spinach), 576 nucleotides. RefSeq lists its product as uncharacterized. The transcript has a single exon. NCBI's taxonomy places the organism in Eukaryota, Viridiplantae, Streptophyta, Magnoliopsida, Caryophyllales, Amaranthaceae. The record is from RefSeq and is a predicted model, not a curated record. The coding region runs from base 1 to 576 and encodes 191 amino acids.